UCGGGAGCGACAUAGUGAGUUACAGUACGGAGUUCCGCGCCUUUCUGCCGGGUUCUCAUUUCUCGCUUCUCAGCCGCAUUUCCGCGAGCUCUUGGAAUGCAACGUUUGAUGGGGGCGCUCGAUCCUUUACGGGGACUUCGAUGUUUCUCAUUCCUCAAAGGUUCCACUUCAUUUCCUUCUCAUGAUUCCAUUUGAUGUUUUUCGUUCCUCAAAUGGCUGUUAACCCUCCUUUAGUUUUUCGGACGAAUCAGUUAAAUGUAGUUAGAUGUCUUUAUCCUGUUUCGAUCUUUGGCGAUGGCUCAUGCUUUUGUGGGGGGAUAAGAGGACUGUAUAAUAGGGAGUUAUUAUCCUUUCGGUUUUGGUGGCCGCAGCAUCCUAGUCGAUGUAUGACGACCAGCAAGCGGGUGCAAGACAGAAGCGGGAAGAAGAGGGUUCAUGACCUUGAGAUUGCAACCGAGAAGUGGAAGAUAGCGUCCAAGGUGCUCUUUUUAAUGGAGACUCUUAAAAAAGAGCCCGAGAUGAUCAUUCCCGUUCGGUCACUCGAACAAUAUCGGAAACAGAUUAAUUUACCCAAACCCCACAGGAUUUCGGAUUUCAUUCGGAAAUCACCCAAACUUUUUGAGCUUCACAAGGAUCAUAAGGGGGUAUUAUGGUGUGGGAUGACUGAGAAGGCGGAAGAUUUGAUAAAGGAGGAAGAGAAGAUUCUUGAGCAGCAGUCAGAUAAAGCAGCGGAGUACGUUACGCGGAUGCUGAUGAUGUCAGUUGAUAAACGGCUUCCACUGGAUAAGAUUGCUCAUUUCCGUCGAGAUGUAGGCUUGCCGCUGGAUUUCAGGACCAAUUGGGUGCACAAAUAUCCUCAGCAUUUCAGGGUGGUUCAGUCUGUAGAUGAAGUAGAGUUUUUGGAGCUUGUGUCUUGGAAACCUUCUUGGGCAAUCACAGAAUUGGAGAAGAAGGUGACGGGAGUAACUGAGAAGGAUUCUCACAACCCCGGUACGCUCUCACUCGCAUUCCCCUUGAAAUUUCCUCCGGAGUUUAAGAAGGUAUAUCGAUUUGGUGGGAAAAUCGAUCAUUUUCAGAAAAGGUCUUAUUUAUCUCCCUAUGCGGAUGCUCGGGAUCUCAAACCUGGGUCGCUAGAAUUCGAUAAGAGGGCUAUUGCCAUUAUGCACGAACUGCUUAGUUUUACCAUCGAGAAGAGGCUAGUAACUGAUCACCUCACUCACUUCCGACGUGAACUAGUGAUGCCUCAAAAGCUUAUGAGACUUCUUUUGAAGCACUUCGGCAUCUUCUAUGUCUCGGAGAGGGGUAAGAGGUUUAGUGUAUUCUUAACUGAAGCUUAUGAAGGUCCGGAGCUGAUUGAUAAAUGCCCUUUGGUCCUUUGGAAGGAAAAAGUCCAAGGUCUUAUUGGUUACAGAGAAAGGAAGAAGAAAAUAGAGACAUUCAGCGACGUGUCGGAUAUGGAAGGUGAUAGUUUGCUCCAGAGUGAUUCUGAGGAGGAGAACUUGCAUGUAGAAUUAGAGCAACGGGAAACCAUGGAUUAUGAGGAUGCUUUACUUUCGGACAACUCUGAUAUGGACGUUGCAGGGGUUUCCAGUGUAUACCAAAAUUCUUAAAACUUCUUGAGGUCAUAAUAAUUCUUAAAAUUUUCCAUUGUAACUUAUUAUAUUCUUUUUCAUUUGGCUCGAGAAUGUAAAUUUAUAUUUGAGGAUGUAAUCAUUAGCCUUUUCUUUUUUCCGGUCAAUUUAA
Prosopis cineraria is the source of this 1743-nucleotide messenger RNA. Its product is annotated as protein WHAT'S THIS FACTOR 1 homolog, chloroplastic. NCBI's taxonomy places the organism in Eukaryota, Viridiplantae, Streptophyta, Magnoliopsida, Fabales, Fabaceae. Gene Ontology annotation, molecular function: RNA binding. The record is from RefSeq and is a predicted model, not a curated record. The transcript has a single exon. Bases 195 to 1610 code for a protein of 471 amino acids.